Capsaspora owczarzaki ATCC 30864 is the source of this 261-nucleotide messenger RNA. RefSeq lists its product as hypothetical. NCBI's taxonomy places the organism in Eukaryota, Filasterea, Ministeriida, Capsasporidae. The transcript has 2 exons. Bases 1 to 261 code for a protein of 86 amino acids. The record is from RefSeq and is a predicted model, not a curated record.
AUGUUUGCGCGAUUCGUUCAAGUACUCUUUCCGCGUGCCGUUGCCGUGGUCUGCUUGCCCAUUGCCGUCGUGGUCGGCUAUCUCGGAUCGCAGGUCGAGCGCACGAUUGCACCGCCAGUGGAAGGACGGCCCAAGACCACGUAUGACUUGCGGGAAGAGCGAAGACAGCGCGAAAGGCAGGCCAAGUUGGACCAGGACGCCCUCGCCGCUCAGAACGCAGUCGCAGUAGCAUCAUCACCGACUCCAGCCUCCUCGUCAUGA